Messenger RNA from Chondrus crispus (carragheen), 654 nucleotides. RefSeq names its product RNA polymerase I, II, III common subunit. The coding region runs from base 1 to 654 and encodes 217 amino acids. The transcript has a single exon. Gene Ontology annotation, molecular function: DNA-directed RNA polymerase activity; DNA binding. Lineage: Eukaryota; Rhodophyta; Florideophyceae; Gigartinales; Gigartinaceae. Gene Ontology annotation, cellular component: RNA polymerase II, core complex; RNA polymerase I complex; RNA polymerase III complex. The record is from RefSeq and is a predicted model, not a curated record. Gene Ontology annotation, biological process: DNA-templated transcription.
AUGGAUGAAGAAUCUACUGAGCAAGAUAUCUCUCGUUUAUUCCGAAUUCGACGGACAAUCCUUGAAAUGUUAUCGGACCGGGGCUACGCAGUGCUAAAUUCAGAGGAAGAUCUUCUUCAACCGCGUGAAGUUUUCGCUCGUGAAUUUAUAACUCAGAACUACAACAGAGAAUCCCUUACGCUCUUGAGGCAAAAGAAGGAUGAUGAUAAGGACCAAAUAUACGUUUUCUUCCCAGAAGAAAUCAAAAACAAACCCCUGGGUGUCAAACCUCUCUUGGAAAGAGGGAAAAGAAUGGAAAGGGAUGGCGUACGUCACGCGAUUAUUGUCUUGGAAACAGGUCUCACUCCGUACGCGAAAAAAACUGUUGCCGAGCUCAACUCUGGAGACCAGGCUCGAAUGGAAAUUUUUAUCGAAAACGAACUUAUCGUGAACAUAACCAAACAUAUUCUUGUGCCGAAGCACGACGUCCUUUCUGCCGACGAGAAAAAGGCGUUGCUCCGACGCUAUAAGUUGAAAGAGAGCCAGCUGCCGAGAAUUCAGAAAACCGAUCCGAUCGCAAGAUACUAUGGGCUUACUCAUGGAAACGUUGUCAAAAUCACCCGGCCAUCAGAAACUGCCGGGCGAUAUGUCACGUACCGGUUGUGUGUGGGAUAG